CGCGGAGAGCGCGGGAGCAGGCCGGCGGGCGGCGGGGGCGGCGGGAUGGGGCUGCUGCUCAUGAUCCUGGCGUCGGCCGUGCUGGGCUCGUUCCUCACGCUGCUCACACAGUUCCUGCUGCUCUACCGCAGACAGCCCGAGCCGCGGGCGGACGAGGCGGCCCGCGCGGGCGACGGCUUCCGCUACCUCAAGCCGGUGCUGGGCCUGUCCCUCAGGGAGUACCUCUAUGGCGGCGGCGGCGGCGGCGGCGAGGAGCCCGCGGCCGCGUCCUCCGAGGCCGGCGCCAGCCCGGCCCCGGCCCCGGCCCCCGACAGCCCGGGCCCGCCGACGCGGGAGACCUGCUACUUCCUCAACGCCACCAUCCUGUUCCUGUUCCGGGAGCUGCGGGACACCGCGCUGGCCCGCCGCUGGGUCACCAAGAAGAUCAAGGUGGAGUUCGAGGAGCUGCUGCAGACCAAGACGGCCGGCCGCCUGCUGGAGGGGCUGAGCCUGCGCGACGUGUUCCUGGGCGACACGGUGCCCUUCAUCAAGACCAUCCGCCUGGUGCGGCCCGUGGCGGCCCCGGGCGCCGGCGAGCCCGACGGCCCCGACGGCGACGCGCCGCCCGCCACCUGCCCCGAGGAGCUGGCCUUCGAGGCGGAGGUGGAGUACAACGGCGGCUUCCACCUGGCCAUCGACGUGGACCUGGUGUUCGGCAAGUCCGCCUACCUGUUCGUCAAGCUGUCGCGCGUGGUGGGGCGGCUGCGCUUCGUCCUCACCCGCGUGCCCUUCACCCACUGGUUCUUCUCCUUCGUGGAGGACCCGCUGAUUGACUUCGAGGUGCGCUCCCAGUUCGAGGGGCGGCCCUUGCCGCAGCUCACCUCCAUCAUCGUCAACCAGCUCAAGAAGAUCAUCAAGCGCAAGCACACCCUGCCCAGUUACAAGAUCAGGUUGCUCAUUUUUGGAUCCUAUGACAGAGAAGCAAAUGUUCAUUGCACACUUGAGUUGAGCAGUGGUGUUUGGGAAGAAAAACAAAGGAGUUCUAUUAAGACGGUUGAAUUAAUAAAAGGGAAUUUACAAAGUGUUGGACUUACACUUCGUCUUGUGCAGUCAACUGAUGGGUAUGCUGGGCAUGUCAUAAUUGAAACUGUGGCCCCAAACUCACCUGCUGCAAUUGCAGAUCUUCAGCGAGGAGAUCGUCUCAUUGCUAUUGGAGGUGUGAAAAUCACAUCAACACUGCAAGUGCUAAAGCUCAUCAAGCAGGCUGGUGACCGAGUCCUGGUGUACUACCAAAGACCUGUUGGGCAGAGUAACCAAGGGGCGGUACUACCACAAGACAGUUUGGGCCAGUUGGAAGAAAACUUUUUGUCAAGCUCUUGCCAGCCAGGUUAUGAAGAGGAAGCUGCUGGGUUGCCAGUGGAUACUGAAAAUAGAGACCUUGAUUCUGAAUUUGAAGACUUGGCAAGUGAUGUCAGAGUACAUACUGAGUUCAAAGAGGAGGCACAACCAUUAAGUCACAGUCCCAAACGUACUCCGACAACACUUUCUAUUAAACCCCUUGGCGCUAUAUCCCCAGUUUUAAAUCGUAAAUUGGUUUCAGGAAUCCAUCCACCACCACAAAAACUUCCAUCUAAAGAAGGAAAUAAACCAUCAGCCCUAAAAGUUUCAGAAGCCACAGAAGCAGCAUCAGUGUCCAAACCCCAAGGACCCUCUUUCAAACCACCUGUGCCACCACGGCCACAAGUGAAAAUCCCUUUGCCUUCCACUGACACCCCAACUCAGGCAGACCCGGACGCUGUUGAAAAGCCAGAGAAGGUGCUGCUCCCUCCUCCUCUUGCAGAGAAACCUGCUGAAAAGCAAAUGAAGAACGUGGAUCACGGAGAAGAUGUGGCAGCAGGUAAGCAGUCUUCAGCAAAGCAAGAAGUAGUGAAAGAUCUUACUUCAGAAAGUUCUGGUCCUCCUAAGGAUACUUCAGAUGACCAUCAGAUGUGGGAAUCAUCAGAGGUUCUUUAUCGUAAUAAGGUAGGAAAGUGGUCAAGAACCAGAGCAUCCUGUUUGUUUGACAUAGAAGCCUGCCACAGGUACCUGAACAUUGCACUGUGGUGCAGGGAUCCUUUCAAGUUAGGAGGCCUCAUCUGUUUGGGGCAUGUUAGUUUAAAACUUGAAGAGGUGGCCUUAGGAUGCCUAGCUACAUCAAAUAUGGAAUACCUUUCAAACUUCAGACUGGAAGCCCCUGAUCCUAAGGCCAUGGUCACUAGAACUGCACUACGCAAUCUGAGUAUGCAAAAGGGCUUCAAUGACAAAUUUUGUUUUGGUGACAUUACUAUUCAUUUCAAAUAUUUGAAGGAAGGAGAACCAGACCACCACAUAGUUCCUAAUGUAGAGAAAGAAAAAGAACUCCAUUUGGUUGAAGAAGUUUCUACACUCCCUAAAGAGGAGCAUUUUGUGGGACAGAUGAGUUUGUCAGAAAAUAAACAUAGUUUCCAAGAUACUCAGUUCCAAAACCCAACUUGGUGUGAUUACUGUAAGAAAAAAGUCUGGACAAAAGCUGCUUCCCAGUGUAUGUUCUGUGCUUAUGUUUGUCAUAAAAAAUGUCAAGAAAAGUGUCUAGCUGAGACGCCUCUUUGUGGAGCAACUGAGAGGAGACUAGACCGGACCCUGAAAAACCUCAGGCUGGAAGGACAGGAACCACUUGUGGGCCUUCCUCCUCGUGUUGAGAUGGAAGCCAACAAGUCAGUUCAUAAAACAACAGGUUUGACAAGGCACAUUAUUAAUACUAGCUCUCGUUUACUAAAUUUGCGUCAAGUCUCUAAAACUCGCCUUUCUGAACCAGGAACAGAUCUUGUGGAACCAUCACCAAAGCACACACCCAACACAUCAGACAAUGAAGGCAGUGACACGGAGGUGUGUGGUCCAAACAGUCCUUCCAAACGAGGGCACGGUGCAGGAAUAAAGUUAGUGAGAAAGGAAGGUGGGCUGGAUGACAGUGUUUUCAUUGCAGUUAAAGAAAUCGGCCGUGAUCUGUAUAGAGGCUUGCCCACAGAAGAAAGGAUCCAAAAGCUAGAGUUCAUGCUAGAUAAACUGCAGAAUGAAAUUGAUCAGGAGUUGGAACAUAAUAAUUCCCUUGUUAGAGAAGAAAAAGAAACAACUGAUACAAGGAAAAAAUCACUUCUUUCUGCUGCUUUGACUAAAUCAAGUGAAAGACUACAAGCUUUGACACUUCUGAUGAUCCACUAUAGAGCAGGCAUUGAAGAUAUUGAAACCUUAGAAAACCUGUCUUUAGACCAGCACUCGAAAAAAAUAAACAAGUACACAGAUGAUACAGAAGAAGACCUUGAUAGUGAAAUAAGCCAACUGAUAGACUCUCAGCCAUUCAGCAGCAUCUCAGAUGACUUGUUUGGCCCAUCUGAGUCUGUGUAACAGACAAACUAGUUAAACUUUAAGGUGGUUGGGGACAAAAUGCAUCUGGAGUGCCACAGGUACAGCCAUGUUUCAGUUCUCUCAUGGUGCACUUUGGCCUGCUUCUCCAGUUACUUGUUUAAGAAUGAAAGUUGGUUUCCCAGCAGAAACAUGACAAGCUCACCAAAUUGGUUGUUUUAGGUUGUGCUAAUAGUUAAUGGUUUGGGGUUUAUACUUGGAAUUGGGUUUUAUUAAUUUAUUUUUAACCUUUUCUAAUUAUGUAAGCUAACUUUGUGCUUAUGUGUGGGUGAUGUCUCAUUGUCAUUUUUCUUUUCAUUUUCCUCCUGUUUUUUGAAUUAGUGUUAAGUAAGAUCCUGUCCAGAUUCCUGAAAUAUUUUCAUUCUUAUUUUCAUCACGGUUAUAACAGCAAAUUUGUUGCAUGCCUAAAUUGACAACAGUAAUCAUUGAAGGAACAGGUUUGAAUCUUCUUUCUUCUAUGUUUUGAGGUUUGUCAGCUGUACUUAAUUGAGGUUUUUGUUAUACGGGGUUUGGGGGAUUUUUGUUUUAUUUUGUUGUUAUUGCCAAAUAUAAAUGAAAGCAGACCCUACAGCUUUAAAAUGUUAUGCUGAUUUAGUUUAUUAUAUAUAUUGCUUGUUUCUUCUGCUUCUGUGAUUUUUUUAAAGCUCUUACGCAGUUGAAGUAUAGUAAAAUUAUAGUAAUUAGCUAGAAGAGCUUGCAUUGAAUAGAGGAUAAAUACAAAAUCUAGUUGGUCAAGAAUUUUGUAGAGAGGAUAACAAGAUUUUAUUACUGAAGAACAGUAACCAGUAGGAUUUUGAAAUACCUUCCAAAUACUGAUGCUUUCCUUUUAAAUGGAAGUUAUGAACACUCAUGAUUUUUCAUCUUUGGUUCUUUCAUAGGCUGUUUAAAAUUUCACAGGACUUGUUCUGAAAAUGGCUGCAUUGAUAACUGGCUUUGUUUGAAAAAAAUCUAAUGUAGGAAUAUGAUAUGAAGGACAAUUAUACAGAAUAUGUUUACUACAUCAUUUGGUAUCUUGUGGCCUUAAAGGAAUGUUAGUCAUUCUGAAUACUUCAGUAAUUCAGACCAUCUUCAUUCAUUGUAAAGAAAAAUAAAAAUAGACGGUAUACAUAGGACUUGGGACUAGUUCUCUAAAAAUGAAGGCCUGCUGUGGUACUGGGUUCAUCUAAUGGAUGCUGGUAACACACAACUGAGAAAAAUAUAUGAGCUUGGCCCCUGUUGAUGUAUCUUUAAUCUAUAGAAUAGAAAAGUUUUCCCUUUUACAAUAACUACUAUGAUAACACAUAAACCAACUGAAUUUAAAACUAUGGAACAGCUCUUUGGCUGCAGGAAAAUUCAUAGUAUAAUAGUAAAGAAACUAGCCCAGUGUGUAGUCCAAAUUGCACCAGGAGUUUAAAGUCAAGCUCUUUAGUGAGCUCUGCAGCUAUAGGCAAGUAACAAAGGUCACACAACUUCUCCAUCUCCGAAGGUACUUACUCUACCUCAUGGGGCUGUUGUGAGAAAAACAGGAGCAUGAUUGCAAAAAUGCUUUAAACAGUAAAAAGCUGUAUAAAAGGUAUUAGUUACAUGAGAAAAAACAUUGUUGAGUGUAGAAAGUUACUCCAGUUUUAAACUCAAUAGGUAACUCUCAUUCCUGUUAUUAAGUGAAAUAUUAGGACACUAGGACACAAAUCUUUCUUUGCCAGAUUUAUAGAAAAGACUGUAUCUGUGUAACCCCACCCCACCCCUGCUUUUUUUACUGUUUAUUUUAGCAUGCUCACAGUUUAAAAGAACACCACAAUAGAAGACUUUCCACAACAAAUCCCAGAGCUAAAAUGCUGUUUCACAUCUUAUGCUUGAAACAAUCUGCCUGAUGUAUAGCCAUGUUUCAUCUUGUAAACAAUAACUUGCCAUUGCUACCCUGAAGGUGAUGUGUCCAUAAGUGGCUGGUAUGUUUAUGGAUCAAACCAUGGAAGUUUUAGUGAUGCCCAAGCAUGCUCCUGCACUGAUUCCUUUGAAAGAGCUGUAGAAAUAAUGCAAAGCUUUAGUUAUAAGAAUCUACUCAUGCUUUAAAGUGUUAAUCUCUGUAGAACCACAAUCAUGGAAAGCUCAACAGUGCUGCUAAUUAUGUUUGUAAAAUAUACCUUUAAUGUAGUGCAAUAUUUUUCUAUUGGGAGAGACAGUAGAGGCAUCACAAUUGUACUUUAGAGCAGGGAAGGAGGGGAAACUCCAAAUACCCAAUAGUAAGGGAUAAGGCGUCAGUUUAAAAGAUUGUAUUAUAUUACAUUACUCAUGUAAUCUUGCUGCCAUGCUAUGUUAUCAAUAGCUAAAAUAAUAAUAAAGACUACCACGGAAAGUAAGAAUAUCUUCAUUUGAUGACAUCUAAAAACAAAGUGAUUGGUUCAUCUGUGUGGCAUUAUUGCCUGGUAUAAUUUGGCCAUGCAGACAAACUACCAAUUCACCUUUACUAAACAAAUUUGCAAAAGCAUUCAAACUUUUACUAUUGUUUUCUUACCUUUUGAAAUAGAUAUAUGGAUUUUUUUCUAAUGCUGUAUGGUAAUAAGUAGGUUAUUCUUAGUAAGACCUGUCUCAGGAAAGAAAAAAUUAGACUAUUUAAAGUGUAUUCUCUUCAUUGGUAUUUAGAUGAAUGACCGGGUUAGACAAAAUGAACAACAUUUUAGUAUUAUUUUGCAAUCACAAUAUGCUAUAUUUCUUUUUUAUUUAUUGUGUUGGAUUUUUGAGAUUGUCUCUCUCCAUAGGUCUGGCUGUCCUAAAACUCAACAGAUAUCUGCCUGUCUCUGACUAUGGAGUGCUGGGAUUAAAGGCAUGCUCCACCACAUCCAGCUGUGCUAUAUUUCUUAGUAGCAAACUUCAUUCAAUAAUACUAGAAUUUAUUGUGUAGAUACUUUCUCAUUCUAAGAAAAACAACAGCCUAAAACUUUGAGAGUAAAGUCUAUCUAAAAAAAAUUUAAAAACAUUUGAACAUAUUUGGUUCUAAUAGUAAGACAAUAGAGUUUAAAACUUUUAAGUUCUCUAAAGUAUGGUUGAAAUCACUUCAAUUUUUAAAAGAUAUAUUAUCAUAAGUUCUAAACUGAGGUGAUGGUUUUCGUUACCUCCCCCAAAAGGGGGGGAUUGCCUUCAUCCUUUUUGAUCCCUUGAUAUUCCUUAAGUUCUGAAUAAAACAGCAGGCCACCCUAAUCCCGGAAACUACCAUGUGUACGCCAUUCAAAAUAUUCCUAAUUUCUAGAUCUUCCAGAGCAAUUUGUCAUUGUUCUGUCAAAUGGCUAGGUAUUACAGCUCUCUUCAUCAGAUAAUUAUUAUCUCUUCAUGGCAAUUAGAACAAUUUUUGAGUUAAACUCCAGGGCAACUCACUGUUUUCCCAGACUGAUAGAAUGUAACAAGUCAUAUGUUUCAUUUAAAGCAAAGAGUGGAAAGCCAAAGAUGAUGGUUCACCCUAGCCUGGAGUAACUUUUGCCUGAUGCCUGCAAACACAGAGAAUGCUUUUUAAUUAAAUAUCUAUAGCCAAAACAACGUCUAUGUAUUUUAUUCCAACAAUAAUAUUAAUGAAAUGGUUUAUGAAAGAAUAAAGGCAGGCACAGCACAGUGUUCAAGAAGGUUUAUUAAGUAAUGUAGCUAAAGUGCAACCAGGGCAGAUACACUUAGCAGUCAAAAGAAAGUUGAGUACCCAUUGCUACCUCACUAAGACUUUUGUGUCUUGAGUUACUAAGUACAAACAAGAGCCACCUCUACCCAUUAAAAACGUUCUUUUUCUGGUACAUGCACAGUAUGUUUUAAACACCCUAUUUUCAGGCUUGUGUAACCAAGAUAUUAGUCAUAUAAAUGUCUUUACUUUCCCCUUAGAAACAAGUUAAUCUUUUGCUCUCCAAACAGUCCUAAAUUUUUUAUUUUAUCUUUCCCUUGGAGUUGAGUAACUGGCGUGCCUUUGCUGGUCAUUCUUACUGAAAUGACAUCAGCAUCAAUUACUGUAUAUGGUAUUUUGGGCAAGGAAAACCACAAGCCCUCUCUAACCACAUUACUUCCUUCUAAAGCUGUCCUGGUGAAGUCUAAGUCCCGCCUUCUGAUUUUAGUCAUGUGAGAGUUCCUCUAAGGCCAUCUUUCAGAAUUGCAGACCUAUGUGACUGUUCAGUAGUUUAAUGAGUAGAAAGCCUGUUUCUUUCAAACACACCAGACUUCAAAUCACCAAGGUCCCAUCAAAAGCUUCAUAAAGCAAAAGAAGUAUUGGCCGCUUUCCUAAAGAAUAUGUAAUAGCCAGUAAGGUUGAGGGGUGGUUGUCCUAAAGUUCUCUUAAUGUUCAAGGUCACACAAACACAAUUAAGCUUAGCAAAACUGACAGGUUUGUUUUUUUUUUUUUUAUGAUUUCACAACUGCAGAAUUAACAAGUACUAUUUGAGACAUAUUCUAUACUGUGUGUAUUCCAGAAGGUUUUAAUCUCAUACAAAGCAAUUAAAGAUAAUGUUCAGUAAUAUUAGCUGGCACACUGAAAAGAUACAUCAGUGUUGUCAUGCUUAGAAAAAUUAUUCUACCCAGCACACAAGAUGAUACACAUACACAUUUGUAGAUUUUUUUUUUUCUGCUUCAGAAAGGGAAAGUGUUCUGACCACCCUAUCUUUCUUAAUAUAAUCAUGUUAGCCAUGAACAGUUUCAUUCCUUCAUCUUUGUUUGAAAUUCUUUUCUACAUUAUAUGAACAACUUUCAGGAGUCUAAAAAAUAACAGCAACUCAAAAUUAACAAAUCUCUAGAAAAACACUUGGAUGACCUGCAAGCAGGUGAAAGAUGUAAUAGUCUGAUUUUUGACAUAGCAGCUUGAUAGCCUCAUUUCCUUUUCCAAAACAUGAAGUAGGUUUGAUAGAUCAUACCAUGCUUAACCUUGACAAUGUAUAAAAUACAUACUUUAUUUUCACCCAAUGGGACCAUCAAGUAUAUAUCUUUCAAAGAAAGCAACAUUUGGGUUCUUUUCUCUGCUUUCAGAACAUUUACUUUUUACUCCUUGUUGGCUUUAACGAUUGCUGCCAAUGAUACAACACAGAAAGCAAUUUACAACCAUCCCUUUCCAGGUGGGUGGUUAUAAUAGAAAACUAAUGCCAGCAAAGGUUUAUGAAUAAGUCUGAAAGAUGGCUGACAUAAUUUCUUGUUCUCUGCGCUUGAAAUAACUAGCUUUUAACUCAUAAAUACAUUGAUAAUAAUUACAAGCUAAAUAACAACACAGUUAGUGUUGCUACAUAACGGCUCUGUCUUACAUGAUUCUGUUUCUCAGACUUCUAGUUUCUUAUUGGAGAGUCUCAGAUAAUGUGUGCUUUAAACACUCAUUACCAGUAUUCAGAAAAAAAUAUAAGAUUUUUUUGGUCCAAGUGUUCAUUAAUGUAAGUUAAAAAAUUAUAUUUGAUUUGGAUUCAAAUAUUUAUACAUUUACA
Molecule: messenger RNA, 8825 nt
Organism: Onychomys torridus (southern grasshopper mouse)
Lineage: Eukaryota; Metazoa; Chordata; Mammalia; Rodentia; Cricetidae
Gene: Pdzd8
Product: PDZ domain containing 8
Exons: 4
Coding region: 46-3399 (1117 amino acids)
Biological process (GO): mitochondrial calcium ion homeostasis
Cellular component (GO): mitochondria-associated endoplasmic reticulum membrane contact site
Molecular function (GO): protein binding; lipid binding
Source: RefSeq, a predicted model, not a curated record